Messenger RNA from Rana temporaria (common frog), 4029 nucleotides. RefSeq names its product interleukin-1 receptor-associated kinase-like 2. NCBI's taxonomy places the organism in Eukaryota, Metazoa, Chordata, Amphibia, Anura, Ranidae. Gene Ontology annotation, molecular function: ATP binding; protein kinase activity; protein binding. Gene Ontology annotation, biological process: signal transduction; protein phosphorylation. Gene Ontology annotation, cellular component: plasma membrane. The record is from RefSeq and is a predicted model, not a curated record.
CGCCCAGAGAGUGUGACAUCGGGCGCUGCGUACGUGCAGCUUCCGGUUGCUAUGGUGAUGCGCGUCUCCGGCCUAGUAAGCACUCCGAAGCCUCGGGAUGCCGCAGGAAAUCAGCCCGCCGCCUCCCAACCUUCGUACGCUCCGCUCCAUCAACAGCCGGGAGCUCAUCCAGGUGGUGUUCUGUAACCGGAGCCCCCGCUUGGUGCAGCCGAUAUGGAUGAACUUCAAGGGGGAGCCGCAGCCCUACCCGUCCAUCCCACCCGGGACAGGACGGAUGAUGAACACCUACCGGGAUCAUAUCUGGUUGUUCCGUGAAGCGGAGACGGAUGUGGCAAUGCUGGUAAACGAGCAGGAAAUGUACAUUCCGACCCCCUAUGGUGACGGACCGCCGCCGGCUGUGAACAUCUAUCUGCCAGUUUUUACCCUGAAAGAGUGCUGCCUCCAGAUGGUCCGAAGUCUAGUGAAGCCUCGAGACUACAGGAAGCUGGAAAUCGUGACGUCCCUCUACGACGACUUGGAAAACCGGCCCAGUUUGGGAAGGGACUUGCGGCGAUUAGCAUUUGCUUUCUGGGAGCAAGCCGACCUAGAGAACGUCCCGGUGCUGAGGAGACCUUCAGCUUUAUCUGGAGCUGUCGAUCCGGAGGGGGGAAGACCCGCCAUGGCUAGUCCUCGCUGCAGCACCUCCUCCCCUCUGAUCGUUGACAUCCCCGCGGGGUGUUGGGAUGAACUUUGUCGCUGUAUUGAUUGUCUUAUAGACUGGGAGUGGCUACGAUUUGUUUCCAACAUAAUGAGCGAUGAAACAUCUGUCCAGAAAUUCCAGAUGAAGAGGAGAGCGGGAGAUAACGCCACCAGGGAGCUGCUUUGGAGUUGGGGACAGAAACUGGCCACCGUUCAGGACCUGGAGGAUAUAUUGGAGAAACUGGAACUUUACAGAGCGCUGGAGAUCCUCCGACAGAACCCCAUGAUCUCCUCCCAGAACUCUCCAGGAUCAGAGAGAAGAUCGGAUCACGGAUCCGGGGCACAACAGAACUCAGCGACCAGCGCCGCCAUGAUGGAUAAAGCUCCAGACUUCGUUCUGCCAUCCCCGCCGCCUCCUCCGUCAGAGUUUCUGAGGUCCUUGGAGAGAGAUUGCAGUCCGUUCUCAGAACAGAUGAGGUGCGUGCAAUUUAGGAGGGAGGUUGAUGCAUCUUUAGAGGCGGGUCACUUGCACCUGGCUCUGAGCAUUCCGCAGCAGGAGAUCAGCCUGACGCCGGGCGCCUUGUGUCAGCAGUGGACUCCUCGGCAGGUCGAUGAAAUCACCGACGCGUUCGGCGUGGAAAGGAAGAUUUACUCCGGGCAGUUCGCCGACAUCUAUGUGGGGAAGAAGGCGGACAGAACUUACGCCGUAAAGAAAAUAAAGGAGGUGGACGGAGAGCAGACAGACAGAUUACAUUCCUUCUUCCAGACAGAAGCACAGAUCACUUUCCGCUGUACCCACCCUAAUCUGCUGCCGCUGCUGGGAUUCUGCCUGGAGAGCGGACGCCGCUGCCUCAUCAACCAGUUCAUGAAGAACGGCUCAUUGGAUGAGGCUUUACACGGAGGAGGAGAUCACAUCCUGAGCUGGGAGAAGAGGCUGAGGGUCGCUGCGGGUCUCCUGCGGGCUGUGCAUCACUUGCAUGCGUCUGACCUGUUCCACGGGAAUAUUAAGAGUUCCAAUGUGCUACUGGAUGAAGAUUUCUCUCCGAGACUGGGACACUCCGGACCUCGAUUCUGCCCAGACACGUCCGCCAAUUACACUCAGGUGAAAACCCAGGACGUGCAGAAGUACCAACCUUACCUGCCGGACAGCUACCUGAGGAGAGGGCAACUGACUGCACAGACAGACAUCUUUUCUGCUGGCGUGGUUCUGGCGGAAAUCCUGACCGGACUAAUGGCGAGCGACAAGAGCCGAGACCCCGCCUACUUGAAAGAUCUGGUUGUGAAAGAGAUGGAGCAGGCGAAAUCGUGUGCGCAGCCCAGCGGCGAUAAGGCAGAGGCUGCGGAGCGCCUGUGUGCAAAGGCACUGCUUGGGAAACAUGCUGACCCCAAGCCUGGGAGAGCCCCAGAAGAGGCGGGGCUUUACCUGGCGCUCGCCAUCUGCUUGUGUCUCACCAAGAAGAAGGUUGUGUUAUCAGAGGUCACCGCCAUGUUGGAAAAAGCAGAAAACGAGCUCAAGGCUCCAUUAAAAGAGUCCAGAGAAGAGAUGUCCAGCCUGAACGUCCCGGAGGAAAGUGACUUUGAGGAAUCGUUGUCCCCGCGCUCCGCACCUAGGGAGCCAUCUUGUUGGAGCCUGCCCAAAACCAAUAAAGCUUUUCACCGUAUGAAUGUGAGGACUGCGUGCGGCAUGGAGGCCGGGGAGAGGCCAGCAAGAAGCCCCUGUGAGCUGGAUGAGUCCGGCAGCUACCUGCUGUCCCCUGGGGGGAUGUGGUAUGAUAUGGGGGCGGAGCCGCCAUCAUGCAACACGCAACCCGGACCGUCUGCCCGCGGACACGUCAGCAACCUGGACUUCCUGGAUCUGAGCAGCCCAUCGGAGAGCGAUGAUCGGUCGUGGGGGAUAGAGGUGAACAUGGCCAAGAUGAAGCUGAUGAAGGAUAUUGAGCUGUAUGAACAGGACAAGGUGGACAGCUCGGUCCUGUUUACCAAAUAGCAGACAAGGACUGAGCCUGUGUGUCCAGUGGGGACCGACGAUGACACCAGGAAUGGUGCAGACUGGAGAUCCCGAUAAAUCGUUCAGCAACGACACCUUUCACAGAAGUUUGUCUCCAGCGCAGCCAUUUUGUUGGAGACCGCCUCACCACAACUACCUCAAUAAAGACUACCUCUCAGGAAUCGGGGGGGAAAAUAAUUGGACCGACAUUCAGCCAGUCCCUCACCAUGACACUCAGCCAGUCCCUCACCGUGACACUCAGCCAGUCUCUCACCGUGACACUCAGCCAGUCCCUCACCCCUACAUUCAGCCAGUCCCUCACCAUGACACUCAGCCAGUCUCUCACCAUGACACUCAGCCAGUCCCUCACCAUGACACUCAGCCAGUCCCUCACCCCUACAUUCAGCCAGUCCCUCACCAUGACACUCAGCCAGUCCCUUACCAUGACACUCAGCCAGUCCCUCACCCCUACAUUCAGCCAGUCCCUCACCAUGACACUCAGCCAGUCUCUCACCAUGACACUCAGCCAGUCCCUCACCGUGACACUCAGCCAGUCCCUCACCGUGACACUCAGCCAGUCCCUCACCAUGACACUCAGCCAGUCUCUCACCGUGACACUCAGCCAGUCUCUCACCGUGACACUCAGCCAGUCCCUCGCCGUGACACUCACCCGAACACUCACCCAGACAACAUGAUACUCACCCCAACACUCACAAUGACAAUCACUGUGACGUUCACCCACGACACUCACCCCCACACACCAACGCUCAGCCAGUCCCUCACCGUGACACUCAGCCAGUCCCUCACCGUAAAACUCAGCCAGUCCCUCACCCCGACAUUCAGCCAGUCCCUCACCGUGACACUCAGCCAGUCCCUCACCGUUACACUCAGCCAGUCCCUCACCGUGACACUCAGCCAGUCCCAUACCGUGACACUCAGCCAGUCCCUCACCGUGACACUCAGCCAGUCCCAUACCGUGACACUCAGCCAGUCCCUCACCGUGACACUCAGCCAGUCCCUCACCGUGACACUCAGCCAGUCCCAUACCGUGACACUCAGCCAGUCCCUCACCGUGACACUCAACCGAACACUGACCCAGACAACAUGAUACUCACCCCAACACUCACAAUGACAAUCACUGUGACGUUCACCCCGACAAUCACCCCCACACACCAAUGCUCAGCCAGUCCCUCACCAUGACAUUUAGCCAGUCCCUCACCAUGGCACUCAGCCAGUCCCUCACCGUGACACUCAGCCAGUCCCUCACCAUGACACUCAGCCAGUCCCUCACCGUGACACUCAGCCAGUCCCUCACCGUGACACUCAGCCAGUCCCUCACCGUGACACUCAGCCAGUCCCUCACC